Molecule: messenger RNA, 815 nt
Organism: Fusarium oxysporum Fo47
Lineage: Eukaryota; Fungi; Ascomycota; Sordariomycetes; Hypocreales; Nectriaceae
Product: HotDog domain-containing protein
Exons: 2
Coding region: 193-726 (177 amino acids)
Molecular function (GO): fatty acyl-CoA hydrolase activity
Source: RefSeq, a predicted model, not a curated record
AACGGACCGAGGUAUCGACAACUGGUAAAGUAAAGGUAAGCCAGAUGUUAAUUUCAAUGUGAUACCCCGGAUUCUGCUUUGUAUCUUUUUGAAAGGCUCAGGUCAUCUACCGUCACAUUUCAUAAUCCAUCUUGAUUCGGUGACUGCAGCCUCGCUUGAGUACAAUAACUUAUCCAUUAAAGACCAAACAACAUGUCCGACACCAAACCAACAGACAAUCAUCGCAAGACCUUGAAAGAGGGCAGUCCAGAAGAAAGAGUCAAAGCCUGGUUACAACUUUCACAAAAUGAUAGCGGUCAUUCCAAGCAAGGAGAUUGGAUGAAUACCCUCAUCCCUCAUCUCCAGCUCGUGUCCACCAAUGCUGAAGGACCUCACCCGUCAUGUGUAUUCUCAUAUACAGUUCAGCCCGAUAAUUGCAACAGGCUACAGAACCUGCACGGAGGUUGCGCGGCCACACUCUUUGACUGGUGUACGACAUUACCCCUUGCUUUGGUUAACAAGCCUGGAUUCUGGCAGCAUAUGGGCGUGAGCAGGACACUUAACGUCACUUAUAUGCGACCUGUACCAGUUGGAACCGAGGUAUUGAUUGAGUGUUCGAUUACUCAAGUUGGGAAGAAAUUAGCCUCUCUGCACGGAAGUAUGAGAAGGAGGUCAGACAAUCUUCUCCUAGCCACAGCUGAGCAUGGAAAGGUCAAUAUUGAUGGUGAUAUCAAGGCCAAGAUGUAGAUGCACUUCCAUGAGUACCAGACAUCACAAAAAGUUAGAAAUAUUCUAUGAUUAGGUGCCAAAAAAAAAACAACCAUGAACUUGAUUUC